This is a messenger RNA of Saccharomyces kudriavzevii IFO 1802, 1005 nucleotides long. It is a transcript of the gene MDH1, whose product is annotated as malate dehydrogenase MDH1. Gene Ontology annotation, biological process: tricarboxylic acid cycle; malate metabolic process. Gene Ontology annotation, cellular component: mitochondrion; cytoplasm. Bases 1 to 1005 code for a protein of 334 amino acids. Gene Ontology annotation, molecular function: L-malate dehydrogenase (NAD+) activity. The record is from RefSeq and is a predicted model, not a curated record. The transcript has a single exon. NCBI's taxonomy places the organism in Eukaryota, Fungi, Ascomycota, Saccharomycetes, Saccharomycetales, Saccharomycetaceae.
AUGUUAUCGAGAGUAGCUAAACGUGCCUUCUCCUCCACAGUUGCCAACCCUUAUAAAGUCACCGUUUUGGGUGCAGGCGGUGGUAUUGGGCAACCUUUGUCCUUGCUGUUGAAGCUUAACCACAAGGUCACCGACUUGAGACUGUAUGAUUUGAAGGGUGCUAAAGGUGUUGCCACGGAUUUAUCUCAUAUUCCAACAAACUCCGUGGUUAAGGGGUUUACCCCAGAAGAGCCAGAUGGGUUGAGUAAUGCCUUGAAAGACACGGAUAUGGUCUUGAUCCCGGCCGGUGUGCCCAGAAAGCCUGGUAUGACUCGUGACGACUUGUUCGCUAUCAACGCCAGCAUUGUUCGUGAUUUGGCAGCGGCCGCUGCUGAGUCCGCUCCCAACGCUGCCAUCUUGGUCAUCUCCAACCCAGUCAACUCCACCGUCCCAAUUGUCGCCCAGGUCUUGAAGAACAAGGGUGUUUACAACCCAAAGAAGCUAUUCGGUGUGACUACCUUGGACUCCAUAAGAGCCGCCAGAUUCAUUUCCGAAGUGGAAAACACGGACCCAACUCAAGAAAGGGUCAAUGUCAUCGGUGGCCACUCGGGUAUCACUAUCAUCCCAUUGAUCUCCCAAACAAAUCAUAAGUUAAUGUCCGAUGACAAAAGACAAGAAUUGAUUCAUAGAAUACAGUUUGGUGGUGACGAAGUCGUCAAAGCUAAGGACGGUGCCGGUUCCGCCACGCUGUCUAUGGCCCAUGCCGGUGCCAAGUUCGCCAACGCCGUGUUGUCUGGGCUCAAGGGCGAGAGAGACGUCAUUGAGCCUUCCUUUGUGGACUCUCCUCUAUUCAAGUCUGAAGGCAUAGAAUUCUUUGCGUCUCCGGUCACUUUGGGCCCAGACGGUAUCGAAAAGAUCCAUCCAAUAGGUGAAUUGUCUUCCGAAGAGGAAGAAAUGCUACAAAAGUGCAAAGAAACUUUGAAAAAGAACAUCGAGAAGGGUGUUAAUUUCGUUGCUAGUAAAUAG